Messenger RNA from Dermacentor silvarum, 705 nucleotides. RefSeq lists its product as uncharacterized. The transcript has 5 exons. The record is from RefSeq and is a predicted model, not a curated record. The coding region runs from base 1 to 705 and encodes 234 amino acids. Lineage: Eukaryota; Metazoa; Arthropoda; Arachnida; Ixodida; Ixodidae.
AUGCGUGCCUUCUUCAGGGACCCUUUGUCGGGUUACCUGCGUGGACUGCUCGCGGCAGCAGCAGGAGGUCGGAACAAGAUCGGCUUUAACGCCACCCCUUACGGCGCUUUUGCUUUUGUUCACCACCAGCAGGACAGGCACAUCCAGAUUCCGCAAUCAGCACAUGGCGGGCAACCGAAGAAGCGAAGAACGCUGUGCACGCGCUCACGACCAGCCGGUGGAACGCGCCCGGCAAGUGCGACGACUCACGAGCUUCCGAAUCAGCUGCCCGCUUCCGAACAGGAUCCGGGCUUUUGCUCUCCCGUUCGUGGCUCGCCCAGGACUCCCGGCGCCUGGACUGGAAGCGCAAGCCCCGGACGACAACGUGCAGCGCUCGAAGGUUCCGCGGCGCCGAGAAAAGAAACAACGACGUGGGUGUCCAAAGGCUCUAGGCAUUCCAAUUUGCCUAAUGAAGAAGCGAUGAACAAGCCACGGUUAGCUGUAUGUGCCGUGCUCUGGAUUUCCAUCAGCGUCUCGGCAGGCGCUGUGGAUCCCUUGACACAGACAGUGAGCCCGGGAGAAAGGAGAAUAUCAUCAUGCGACCAAGAUGUUCUAUUCCAGUUCGCCAACGAGUGUGAGAAAGUGUUCAACGAUGUCAUAACGGCAUCGCCAGAAAACGACUACCGUCAAGUGCAGGGCUCACCAGAAGAAUGCCUGCUCUUCUGA